Messenger RNA from Entrophospora candida, 307 nucleotides. Lineage: Eukaryota; Fungi; Glomeromycota; Glomeromycetes; Entrophosporales; Entrophosporaceae. The record is from the annotation of a GenBank genome assembly.
AUGGUUCCAAAUCCUCCAAUUCGGAAGGUUGUAACUUGGGAAGUUGCUGUCUUGGAAUUGGUACUUGGUCAAUUUAUUUGGGUAACGGAUUCGCUAUCAACAGCUAGUGGUAAUCGGAAGAAUCGUGCGAAAGAGAAGGGUGCUAGAAAAAGGGUUGGACGCAAAAUUGAUGGUAUAAUUUACAACAUUGGAAAAAAUCUUGAAUUAGGUGUAUUUGAAUCUGCCAGUAUUUUCAAGGAUGAACAUGAUAAUAAAUAUCUUAAAGAAAGUUUUAAAUUGCCAAAAUCAAUGAGAGAUAUUUAUUGUG